AUGUACCAGCAGCUGUCCUACAGACAGACCUACAGACAGACCUACAGACAGGCCUACAGACAGACCUACAGACAGGCCUACACACAGACCUACAGACAGACGUACACACAGACCUACAGACAGACCUACAGACAGACCUACAGGACACAUCACUGUGACAUGUACCAGCAGCUGUCCUACAGACAGACCUACAGACAGACCUACAGACAGGCCUACACACAGACCUACAGACAGACCUACAGACAGGCCUACAGACAGGCCUACAGACAGGCCUACAGAACCCAUCACUGUGACAUGUACCAGCAGCUGUCCUACAGACAGGCCUACAGACAGGCCUACAGACAGACCUACAGACAGACCUACAGGACCCAUCACUGUGGCACCAGCAGCUGUCCUGGGAAGUUCUAA
Knipowitschia caucasica is the source of this 408-nucleotide messenger RNA. NCBI's taxonomy places the organism in Eukaryota, Metazoa, Chordata, Actinopteri, Gobiiformes, Gobiidae. The record is from the annotation of a GenBank genome assembly.